Hirsutella rhossiliensis is the source of this 387-nucleotide messenger RNA. RefSeq lists its product as uncharacterized. Bases 1 to 387 code for a protein of 128 amino acids. Gene Ontology annotation, cellular component: mitochondrial inner membrane. The transcript has 3 exons. Lineage: Eukaryota; Fungi; Ascomycota; Sordariomycetes; Hypocreales; Ophiocordycipitaceae. The record is from RefSeq and is a predicted model, not a curated record.
AUGCUCACCUCCUCCAUCCACCGGCUACCGCCGAGGCAACCUGCCCACUUCUUGGAGAGCAGGCCGAAGCCAACUGAAGACGAGAAUGAUGAUGCAGAGGAGAUCCUCGCACCACAGUUUCAGAAGGCUGACACACAAUGCAUCCAGGAGUCGUCUGACAUCGGCCGACCCGAGCGGACGGGAGCCCGAACCAUCGCCCACACCGCGGCCGACGAGCCCAGAAUCAUCCCUGCAAUGGGUCCCCCGAAGCCCCCCGUGCCCCAUGUGGCUCCCAUCUAUCGAUUGACCGCCACGGCUCUAGGUGCCGGCAUGUGGUUCUGGCUGAUGUACAGGGCCAAGAGGGACGGCCCUGUCUUACUAGGCUGGAAGCAUCCCUGGGACCAUUGA